Messenger RNA from Corythoichthys intestinalis (scribbled pipefish), 3190 nucleotides. RefSeq names its product cullin-5. Bases 42 to 2378 code for a protein of 778 amino acids. Gene Ontology annotation, cellular component: SCF ubiquitin ligase complex; Cul5-RING ubiquitin ligase complex. Lineage: Eukaryota; Metazoa; Chordata; Actinopteri; Syngnathiformes; Syngnathidae. Gene Ontology annotation, biological process: SCF-dependent proteasomal ubiquitin-dependent protein catabolic process; protein ubiquitination. Gene Ontology annotation, molecular function: protein-macromolecule adaptor activity; ubiquitin protein ligase binding. The record is from RefSeq and is a predicted model, not a curated record. The transcript is spliced from 19 exons.
GAGUUCUCGCGCAGUUUGGCGAGACUAUAAGUUAAGGGAACAUGGCGACGUUGCUAAAGAAUAAAGGCUCCCUUCAGUUCGAGGAUAAAUGGGACCUGAUGCGUCCCAUCGUACUAAAGCUGUUACGGCAAGAGUCGGUCACCAAGCAACAGUGGUUCGACCUUUUCUCGGACGUUCAUGCCGUCUGCCUAUGGGAUGACAAAGGUCCCGCUAAGAUCCACCAGGCCCUAAAAGAGGACAUUCUCGACUUUAUCAAACAAGCACAAGCACGGGUGCUAAGUCACCAGGAUGACACGGCACUGCUGAAGGCCUACAUUGUGGAGUGGAGGAAAUUUUUCACACAGUGCGACAUUCUGCCCAAACCUUUCUGCCAGCUGGAGAUAACGUUGAUGGGAAAGCAGGGGAGCAACAAAAAGUCAAACAUGGAGGACAGCAUAGUCCGCAAGUUGAUGCUGGACACGUGGAACGAGUCCAUCUUCUCCAACAUUAAGAACAGGUUACAAGACAGCGCAAUGAAGCUGGUACACGCCGAACGGCUGGGUGAAGCCUUUGAUUCACAAUUGGUCAUAGGAGUGCGAGAGUCCUACGUGAAUUUAUGUUCAAACCCCGACGACAAGCUCCAGAUUUACAGGGACAACUUUGAAAAGGCCUACAUGGACUCCACCGAACGCUUCUACAGAACGCAGGCCCCCGCCUAUCUUCAACAAAACGGCGUCCAGAAUUAUAUGAAAUAUGCCGAUUCCAAGUUGAGGGAAGAGGAAAAACGUGCAUUACGGUAUCUGGAGACGAGACGAGACUGCAACUCUGUGCAAGCAUUAAUGGAGUGUUGCGUCAACGCUCUGGUAACGUCCUUCAAGGAGACCAUCCUGGCCGAGUGUCCGGGCAUGAUCAAGAGAAACGUAACAGAGAAAUUGCACCUGAUGUUCUCGCUGAUGGACAAAGUGCCAAGCGGCAUCGAGCCAAUGCUGAACGACCUGGAGGAGCACAUCAUGAGCGCUGGACUUGCCGACAUGGUGGCCUCCGCCGAGACCAUCACCUCUGACUCGGAGAAGUACGUGGAGCAGCUGCUCACUUUGUUCAACCGCUUCAGUCGACUAGUGAAAGAAGCCUUCCAGGACGACCCUCGUUUCCUUACCGCAAGAGACAAAGCCUAUAAAGCCGUCGUCAACGAUGCCACUAUAUUUAAAUUAGAACUUCCUAUGAAACAGAAAGGCGUGGGCUUGAAAACGCAACCCGAGUCCAAGUGUCCAGAGUUGUUGGCCAACUACUGCGACAUGCUGCUCAGGAAAACUCCGCUCAGCAAGAAGCUCACGUCAGAGGAGAUUGAGGCCAAGCUCAAGGAAGUGCUGUUGGUUCUGAAGUAUGUCCAAAACAAAGAUGUGUUCAUGCGCUACCAUAAGGCUCACCUGACGCGGCGCCUUAUUUUGGACAUAUCAGCAGACAGCGAGAUCGAGGAGAACAUGGUGGAGUGGCUCAGGGAAGUAGGAAUGCCGGCGGACUAUGUCAACAAGCUAGCCAGAAUGUUUCAGGACAUUAAAGUGUCUGAAGACCUCAACCAAUCUUUCAAAGAAAUGCAUAAACACAACAAGCUGGCUCUACCAGCUGACUCAGUAAACAUCAAGAUCCUAAAUGCCGGUGCGUGGUCGCGGAGCAGCGAAAAGGUGUUCGUCUCACUGCCUACCGAGUUGGAGGACUUGAUCCCGGAGGUGGAGGACUUCUAUAAGAAGAACCAUAGUGGACGCAAAUUACAUUGGCAUCAUCUCAUGUCCAACGGCAUUAUCACCUUCAAGAAUGAGGUGGGCCAGUAUGACCUGGAGGUGACGACCUUCCAACUGGCCGUGCUCUUUGCUUGGAACCAAAGGCCCAGAGAGCGGAUCAGCUUUGAGAACCUGAAGCUCGCCACGGAACUACCUGAUGCAGAGCUGCGACGCACACUCUGGUCCCUGGUAGCGUUUCCUAAGCUCAAGCGGCAGGUGCUAUCAUAUGACCCGGCUGUGUCAUCACCCAAAGACUUCGCUGAAGGAACAUUAUUCUACGUCAAUCAAGAGUUUUCUCUUAUAAAAAAUUCCAAAGUUCAGAAGCGAGGAAAGAUCAACCUGAUUGGUCGACUGCAACUCACCACGGAGCGAAUGAGAGAGGAGGAGAACGAGGGCAUCGUCCAGCUCAGGAUACUAAGGACGCAGGAGGCCAUCAUCCAAAUCAUGAAGAUGAGGAAGCGCAUCAACAAUGCCCAGCUGCAGACAGAGUUGGUGGAGAUCUUAAAGAACAUGUUUUUACCACAGAAGAAGAUGAUUAAGGAGCAAAUCGAAUGGCUUAUCGACCACAAGUACAUCAAACGAGACGAGGCCGACAUAAACACCUUCAUCUACAUGGCAUAGCACAACGGUUUGGACUUUUGGCUUUUGUCCCCUUCAAAACGGGCCUGAUGGACACUACAAUACUUCCAGGCCUACUCAAACCCUGCCCCACCAUGUCUCACAUCCCCCGUCCUCUAUUUAAAAACUACAUCGUGUGCAGGGAGGCGUGAAUUAAAAGACUAUUUAAAAACACUUCCUGCCUUAAAGUUGUAUAAAGAAGAAAAGCAGAGUCUGCACCUGGUGGUUGUAUAUGUUUUUAUUUGGGAGGCUGUCAUUCAUGGUUUGUUUUACUCUUCCGAAUGUUACUACAGCGUGCCCGCCAGCUCGUUCACACCGGACGCGUGUGGAAAUCCACAGACAAAAGCUGGAGGACUUUCGAGAAAAAAACGCUUACAGCACUGCACUGUCUUUUUUUUUUUUUUUUUUUUUAAACCCCUCCCUCCAGUGCGAGCGAAAUCUCCAUGCCUCUUUGAAUCCAGCGACUUGCUUCAUAGGCAGUGUGAGGGGUGGGUUUGUUCGUGUUGUUGUCGUGAGAGUAAGUAUUUCUUAAUCAGGGCUUCUUUUAUCUUUUUUUUUUUUUUUUUUUUUUUUUUUUUUUUUGCAUAGAAUGCCAGGUCAACACAUCCCUGCUUUUCACUCCCUGGAUUCAAAUCUGAAGUUUUUGGGAGGGGAGAACAAGAGACUCAAAAUGUGUUCAGGGUCAGCAGAGGGCAGUGUUGACGGUUUAAACCAGACAGGAGUCCUGAUUCAGUAUUAAGUAUCAAAAGCUUUUUUUUGUUCCGCGGGGUGUACCGUGAGAUGUGAAUAAAUUGAAUAAAUUAAAUAAACAGCAC